This is a messenger RNA of Racocetra persica, 606 nucleotides long. The record is from the annotation of a GenBank genome assembly. Lineage: Eukaryota; Fungi; Glomeromycota; Glomeromycetes; Diversisporales; Gigasporaceae.
AAUCAGGCAUUUGGAAAUUGGGAAAGGUGGCAUUCAUACAGAGAAAUAGCGAAACUCGAGGCAAGUAUAGUAAUUUUAGGUGUAAGAUCUUUCGCAAAGCUUCUGAGCCAUUCGUGGAUAGAUAUACACAUAGACAAUCAUGUAGCUCUAGCUACAGUAGUAAAAGAAGGAAAGUUACCAUGGCAAAAGGCCUUGUUAAGAGAAUUUUGGAGUUUGCUGGACGAAUUGGAAAUUGGCACAGAAGGUGUUUUUGGAAUUAGAAGAAAGGUGGGGUCCCUAUACUAUAGACAGAAUGGCGGAUCACCAAAACACGAAGCUCACAAGAUUCAACAGCCGUUUUUAUUGUCCAGGAACCGAGGCGAAAGAAAAGCAUCGGCGACAAUAAUUGUACCAAUAUGGGUAUCGGCGAAGUGGUGGCCAAUAUUUUUGCUGUAUCAAACUGACUAUGUAGAAAUUCCACCACUUUGGAUAGUAUUCGAAAUAGGAUUAUCAGGGGAAAAAACUUAUUUAGAAUAUUGUGGAGUUACAGGUCAACGUGCUAUUCCGUCGUCGGAGGAUUCCCUCUUGUCAUGUUUGAUUUGGUUAGAUUUAACGGAUGCUACAUUG